AUGUUAAAAAAACAAAAUGAAAGACUCGCGGCAGAGGGGAAACGGACUGAAUUUACAUUCAACGGGUUGCCGGUAACUAUGGAGAAACUACAGCGGCACGUUUCCGGAUUUCAACCAGGAGAUUCCCCCGCAGCAGCUACUCCGGACUAUGUUGAAUAUUGGACUCCCCGGAAUCCUGACCCUGGGACGCCCAGCGAAUUAUAUGGAACCCCAAGAGUCGAUAACGAUAGUACACCUAUGAAGCAAAACCCAGAGACACCUCGCCCGCACUUCACGCAUUAUCAGCCUGUAAAUUCAUUCGACCAUGAUAUCCAGUCCCCACUAGGCACAUACACCAACCCUGUUUAUAUUGAUGGUGAAGAUACUGAGAUGGUUGAUGCGGAGAAUAUUCCUCCCGGGCCCGAAUUGGUUUUUCCUGCCAAUCCGACCAUUGAAAGCCAGCACGAAGAAGAUUACAAUCCCAUUUCCUCUCCGCCCCGCUCCCAAUAUACCAACAGUACUAUCAUGUCUACUACUACCAUGGGAGCGGAGAAGGUCCCAGGUAUUGUAGAUAGAUCUUCGGAGUCUCGUAACUCUUUGAACACUUCCCUAGGGCUAGAGAAAACAGGCAUAGAACGAUCCCCUAGCUAUAGAACCACUCAUAACAGUGAAAGGGAAGACAAUAUACAAAGAUUAUGCCAGCUCUUGCACCGCAAAUCUUUCUCAGAGCAAGAGGUUUUUCCUCUGAUUGAGAGCGGGUCAGGCUUAUAUGCUCAGUGUAGCUGUUGUUCAAAAAGCCCUCUACAUCUAGCGGCACAAGACGGUCAUGAAGCUGUGGCCCGCCUACUGCUCGAGAAGGGCGCGGAUGUCUCUGCUCUUGAGGUUGAUACAUACACUCCCCUACAUCUAGCGGCACUAAACGGUCAUGGAGCUGUGGCCCGCCUACUGCUCGAGAAGGGCGCGGAUGUUUCUGCUCUUCAGGUUGAUUCGUGGACUCCCCUACAUCUAGCGGCACUAAACGGUCACGAAGCGGUUGCCCGCCUGCUGCUCGAGAAGGGCGCGGAUGUUUCUGCUCUUCAGGUUAUAUCAUACACUCCCCUACAUAUAGCGGCACAAAACGGUCAUGAAGCUGUGGCCUGCCUGCUGCUCGAGAAGGGCGCGGAUGUUUCUGCUCUUCAGGUUAUAUCAUACACUCCCCUACAUAUAGCGGCACAAAACGGUCAUGAAGCUGUGGCCUGCCUGCUGCUCGAGAAGGGUGCGGAUGCCUCUGCUCUAGAAAAACAGUUCUCACAAACACCCCUACAUCUAGCGGCACAAGGCGGUCACGAAGCGGUUGCCCGCCUGCUGCUCGAGAAGGGCGCGGAUGUUUCUGCUCUCGAGGUUUAUUCAUGGACUCCCCUACAUAUAGCGGCACAAAACGGUCAUGAAGCUGUGGCCCGCCUACUGCUCGAGAAGGGCGCGGAUGUCUCUGCUCUCGAGGUUGAUUCAUGGACUCCCCUACAUAUAGCGGCACGAAACGGUCAUGAAGCUGUGGCCCGCCUGCUACUCGAGAAGGGCGCGGAUGUCUCUGCUCUUACGGAAAAGUCAAGUACUCCCCUAUAUCUAGCAGCACAAGACGGUCAUGAAGCUGUGGCCCGCCUACUGCUCGAGAAGGGUGCGGAUGUCUCUGCUCUUCAGGUUGAUUCAUGGACUUCCCUACAUCUAGCGGUAGAAAACGGUCAUGAAGCGGUUUCCCGCCUACUGCUCGAGAAGGGCGCGGAUGUCUCUGCUCUUCAGGUUGAUUCAUGGACUCCCCUACAUAUAGCGGCACUAAACGGUUAUGAAGCUGUGGCCCGCCUGCUGCUCGAGAAGGGCGCGGAUGUCUCUGCUCUGCAGGUUGAUUCAUACACUCCCCUACAUCUAGCGGCACAAAAUGGUCAUGAAGCUGUGGCCCGCCUACUGGUUGAGCGUGGCGCUGACCCACUUAUGAAGUCACAUUCUGGCAUUACUCCUCUACAAGUAGCAGUAAGGAAUAAGCGUAAUGCGAUAGUUCCUCUUCUUGAGCAAUUCACUGCCGCAGCUAGUAGAUUAGCCCCAUGGAACCACUGGCAAUCGAGAUAUAUAGGUUACAUGCAAUAUUAG
Morchella importuna is the source of this 2100-nucleotide messenger RNA. RefSeq lists its product as uncharacterized. The record is from RefSeq and is a predicted model, not a curated record. Bases 1 to 2100 code for a protein of 699 amino acids. Gene Ontology annotation, molecular function: protein binding. The transcript is spliced from 3 exons. NCBI's taxonomy places the organism in Eukaryota, Fungi, Ascomycota, Pezizomycetes, Pezizales, Morchellaceae.